AGCUUCCCUCCUACCCAAAGCGUCUUCCGGUGGGAAAGACUGAAUCGUGACCCGGUAGCAUUUCUUCCUUCCUUUCCUGUUUCAGCCUCGCACCGAGACGUACAUAGAACAAUGGCACCACGUAAGGGUAAGGAAAAGAAGGAGGAACAGGUCAUCAGCCUGGGUCCCCAAGUUGCUGAAGGCGAAAAUGUUUUCGGUGUGUGCCAUAUCUUCGCAUCAUUCAACGAUACCUUUGUGCAUGUGACUGACCUCUCUGGCAAGGAAACAAUUUGCCGGGUGACUGGUGGCAUGAAGGUCAAGGCUGACAGAGAUGAGUCUUCUCCGUACGCUGCCAUGCUGGCUGCCCAGGAUGUUGCUCAGAGGUGCAAAGAGCUUGGCAUCACUGCCCUGCACAUCAAGCUGAGGGCUACUGGUGGAAACAGAACCAAGACUCCCGGACCUGGUGCACAGUCAGCUCUGAGGGCCCUGGCCCGUUCAGGCAUGAAAAUUGGACGCAUCGAGGAUGUCACCCCUAUUCCAUCAGACAGCACUCGGAGAAAGGGAGGUCGCCGUGGACGUCGUCUGUAAUUGAUCUGGGUUUUUCACUCAAUAAAAAGUCAAAUACUGA
Molecule: messenger RNA, 607 nt
Organism: Clupea harengus (Atlantic herring)
Lineage: Eukaryota; Metazoa; Chordata; Actinopteri; Clupeiformes; Clupeidae
Gene: rps14
Product: ribosomal protein S14
Biological process (GO): translation
Cellular component (GO): ribosome
Molecular function (GO): structural constituent of ribosome
Source: RefSeq, a predicted model, not a curated record